Dicrocoelium dendriticum is the source of this 4773-nucleotide messenger RNA. Lineage: Eukaryota; Metazoa; Platyhelminthes; Trematoda; Plagiorchiida; Dicrocoeliidae. The record is from the annotation of a GenBank genome assembly.
GGGCAGCCGAUUGGCGGAUCCGACGCUCCGCAGUCCCAAUUGUGUCAUGUCUUGUUUCUCGGACAGUUAGAUCGGCCUCGUAAAGGAUUUGCGUACACAGUUCUGUGGGUCCGUUGCCAGUUACGUUCGGUUUUUGCUUGAUUACUAAGUAUUAUAUUUCCUUAACAUUUUGCCCACAGUUUGGCAAGGUACCUAGGUACCUUAUCUGCACAAUGGACAAAGACAAAUACGAAAUUGUUUUUGUGAAUGAUUUCGCAACGCCUUUAUUGUCAGCUGCAUAUGAUGCUGUUUCCGCCUUCGAGAAUCUUACAGCAAAACGGUUAGACGGAUUGGAAGUUAUUCGCCACUUUUCCUCUAAGCCACAUAAACGGACAUCUUUUGUUCUUUGUCGUUUUGAAGGGGAGUGUUUCGAGCACUUAAGAUCCUUAGGUGCUGCCAUUUACGGACCGCAGAUUAUAUUGCAUUACGUUAGGGAGAACAAAGCCUUGCCGAAGGUGUCCUACCCACUCUUUUCAACAGCAUUGAUGGGUGCAAUCGCCACUGUUACUUCUGUUACAGGAUCCGAAAGGGAGUAUUUGUUGAAGUCCAUUGAAAUGCUCCAUGGUCAUGCGUCUCGGGAUUUAUUUGAUGGCGUUAAUGUAGUGAUAACACCGAAAGUCGGUUCCAAAAAAUAUUUGGUUGGUGCUAGUCGUGGUUUGCAUAUACUGCUUCCUAGUUGGAUCAAAGAAGCUUGGAGGCUUUCUGCGAUACAAGACCCAAUAGAUAUGAUGCUUCCAGUGUACACUGAACGCUUUCGUGUUCCAAUUUUCUCUCAGCUAGUCAUCUGCGUGUCCGGUCUUUCUGCUGAAGAACGGAAGGAGGUAUCCGAUCUGGUUUUAAAGCACGGCGGUCGGUAUUCUGGUAUGAUGAAAAUCGGUGAAACUACUCAUUUAAUCGUCAAACAAGCCGCUGGCUUGAAGUACUCUCAUGCAAAAAAGUGGAAGAUCCAGAUUGUGAGUGUGCGUUGGCUUGUCGACUCUGUUAGCAAGGGUUACGCAAUGGAUGAGGAGGAAUAUCGUGUGCCUGAAAACAAGGAAAAUUGCUCUACCCCUACGUACAAGGUGAAUGGGUGCUCACUUUCCUUCGAUAAUAUCUCGGUUAUAAGUCACGCAAACAACACUACCGCUCGUGUAGAUGAAACAACCACUGAGUACCUCCAUGCUGAAAGCUUCAUCAAGCCAAAACCUCCAAUCAGCUUGCUAUCGAUACUUUCUGACUGCAUAGUUGCAUUCAAGGACUGUUCCGUGAACGAAGUCGUGACAUAUUCUAAAUUGGUUUCUGAGUUAGGCGGACGCUUGUGUACAAAACUCCAUGACCAAGUUUCCGAGUCACUCACUCAUGUUGUCGUCGGAUCGUUAAACACAUCGGCAGUUGCAAAUAUGGAGCAGGGGAUAUAUUAUGUCCGAGGUUCCUGGCUUAUCAGCUGUAAACAAGCAUGUCGCCAUGUUGACGAAGCAGCUCACCUCGUAUUUACUUCGGAGUGCUCGGGCACAAAUUCCGUCUCAACGCGUUCAGAGGAAAUAACAAAGCAGACACUGGACACUGAAGAUAUGGGGUUGAUUAACCAGUACUUCGGCGCAGGCGGUCUCGCUGAUUUGGAUGAUUUUACCUCUGGUGCGGGAGACACUACUGCAGUCCCCGCUCCUGCACAUGGUCCCGAAAACAACCCGUCGUUUUCUUCACUUGUCAACACUAUUUCCCCCUUAUGCACUAGCGGCAUUUUUUCUGGUCUCCGUUUCUUUCUUCAUGAAGAGUUUUCUGUUGACACAAAGCAAAGUCUCAGUAAAUCCAUUUCUUCUUCUGGUGGUCGUGUGCUUUUCAGUUCCAUGGAAGUGGAUUAUAUUGUGGCUCCGUUUUUUGUCAUGUCCUUGCCAACUGCGGCGUCAAGCUGCAGAUUUGUCACGCAGCAUUGGAUUGAGCACUGCAUUUCCGUGUCAUCUAUUCAGCUGAAUGAUUUGACCACGGAGCGAGCAUUCACUCCUUGCAUACGAUCGGGACCACCCCCUCUACUCGGCUGUGUUAUUUCCUUGAGUGGUUUUGUUGGAAGAGACCGAAGUCUUUUAACUUCUUAUUCACAAGCUCUCGGUGCCGUAACACAAGAAUGCUUUUUACGGAAAGCUAUCCCAUCUCGUGACCUGGCAGCUAGCACCCAUUUGAUUGCCGCUAAACCAGAUGGUCGUAAAUGGCCUGCUGCUUUGCAAUGGGGCAUUCCAGCUGUAAACAGGAGCUGGCUGUAUGCUUGCGCCGAAAGUUGGAGCCGGUUGGACGAAUCCCAGUUUCCUGUCCGGAGUGUUCCCGAAGGUUGCUUCUCCUUAUCAAUAAGCAAGGCAGAUUCUUUAGGUGGCUCGAAUGUUACUCCUGUUGCAAAACCACCGCAGAAAAUCCUACCUACGCCAUCAAACUCAGACCCACAAAAAUGUGUAGUUAAGUCGUUGGAUGAUGCCCUACACACUCCCGAUUGGGUUUGUGCCAAGAACUGCGAAAACAUUCUCGGUGACACUUAUUGUGAUUCUGUGGCUAGAAUCCUGGAACCUUCUCCUCCCUUGUCUGAACAAGUAGCACGAUGCCUUAAAAAGGCCGUACAUAAAACAGCGUCCUUGCCGAAGCGAAAACUGGAUCUAUCAGGUGAGUUCGGUUUACGCUUCUUGGUUUUUUGUGUAAAUCAUUUGAACCUCGUUACUUCAUUCUUGCUCCCCUUUAAAAGCAUUUUAUCACUGCUGGUUAAUUUUUGCCCAGGUGGACUGCAUAUGUUGGAGAAGCUGCCGCUCUGCUACUUUACGUUUCUAAGAAGUAGACUAAGGGGGAGGGUGAUAGGUACGAUUGCCAUUAAGAAAUAAUUAAUCAUCUAUCUUUUUAUUGCUUUGAUUUCUUUUUUUGCCAUUUUCAAGGGUUGUGGCAUUUAACACUUGAAUCCAAACAACUGUGCAUAAGUAUCUUUGUUGUGGUGCAGCUGAAUAUACGGCUAACCUGCUGCUACCGUGUAGCUGACCGUUGCCAGAAAUGUGUUUGGUUUCCGCUGACUUUACGGAUAACCUGCCUCAAUUAGCUGUGCCGCUCCAAACCAGUUCAACCCGCCACGAAAUUAGAACACCAAGAAAACAGCCGGACCGAACGAUUCCGAUUUUGAUUCUGAUUUUAUUCUGCGAGAGCAUGGCACAAUAAAUAGGUUGUAGGAAACCACUAACAACAAGAUUAGAGUGCUAAUUACUAUUAAUUAACACAAAUCAAACCGUUCAAGUUCAUGGUCCGACUUACCGUCGAUUCUACAUGGAUUCGCAUUUUGUCUUUACUCGCAUUUAAUCUCUAAUUGCAGCUCGAUCCACUGUUGCGCCACUGUUCUCGACCUGAACGCUGACUCUCCGUAACAAUCUUCACUGAUUUCGGUAGUGCGCCGCAUUUUUUUACAGUUACCGACAUUUAUCCUCUUUGGGUCCCUUACCACGCAGGCGCAUGAAUUGAGCCGGCGGCUAAACUUAAAUCUCAUGUGUUGUCGCAACUUGGAAGCUUGGCAGUCCUGCAUGUACAAAUGGGGCACCGUGGGGGUUAAGCGCUUCGAGGACAACAGGACGUAAACUAGUGAUCCCAUUUGGCACAACAAAAUCAGCUUGCAUUCGGGUAGGUUUCUAGUGGCUUCAUUGAUGGUGAGCACCUGCGUCUGUUAUCUGCACCAGUGUGCACCACGCCUGCAGCCUACUCAAAAUUCUUGCUUUUUUGCUCCGGGCUUUUUGUGGAUCAUCGUGGGAUAUAUGAGAGUUUACUACUAUAUUGCCGCAAUAGACCUGGAAUGUAAACGGGCCCGUAGCUUUAAGCAUCACAAGCCCGCCUUGUAAUCCGAUGGCGCGGGUUCGAGCCUGCGCAGGAACCGGGUGACCCUCGCUGUGUCCUUAGCCCACCUGCCACUGGUGAUAGUUGCGCAGCAGCGAAGAGUCGAUAUUGCGUACCGGUGUACUGAUUAUACUUUUUCUUUGCCUUAUUUCAACUCAAACAGAUCCCAGUCAAUGAAGCUAGACCUUAUCGUGGUGCGAUGGUUCCCGUGCCUCAGUGGUCCAUGGAGUUGUGUUGGGUGGUGCUUUUCGCAUCUUUUGAGUAACUCGUACCAAAUUGGUCAACAGUUAGAGGCCAGACAAACUCAGCUUCCUGGUCCUCCAGGUUGGGGGGUUGGACUGAGGGUGGCUCCUUAUUCCUUAAAGCGGACUCCUUGUAGCCCACUGCCAAACACGCUGCCUUGCGGUCUGGUUUUUGAACCAAAGGCUUUGGCUGAGAACCCUAAUCGUUCGGUCUGGGCCUGGGCAAUCUGACAGUAUCCUGUCCGCGCAAUACAACUACGCAUUUUUCUCCACCUGACUCCUGGAUGCUGUGGCUGUCGCAGAGGAUAGUAAACGGCGUCCUAUCUGCUGUUUCGAGUAGAGUGAAUAGGGGCAAGGAUUCCACUGCUCAAGCCCUCCCGUCUUCAUGUUCCCCCUCUUAAGAUUUUUCAUCCUUAUCGUCCCAUUCCAUUGGAACAUUGGAACAUUGUAUUUAAUGGGAAUAAAAGCUUGAGCUUUACAUGACCAAUAGGGUAAACAGAGUACGGGUCGGGUCUAAUGAAAGGCCAAGCAACCUUAUAGCGGGUUGGACUCGCGUGUUAGCCGUAUCUUCAUCGGGCUUAUGUGGCAUUUAAACAGAAUGCACGCCGGCUCAAAGCGAGACAUCCCACCACGCCCUCCGAAACGGCUUUGGAAAGGAAGUAGGUAG